AUGGCACCGGAGGCCCAGUUCCAAAACAAGAGCUUCCCGAAGAAUGUCAAGCAACAGGACUCGUACUUCAUCGUGGAGGACAUGGUCAACACCUUCGGUGUGCGCUUGGGAGGCCAGGACCGGGUGGCACUCUACGGUGUGGCGGAUGGGCACGGCGAGUGCGGGGAGAUUUGCGCAGCUUUCGUGCGCCGGCACCUGCCGACACAGCUUGCGAGGUCUCAGCACUUUGCAGAAGGCCAUCUGGAAUCAGCGCUGGUGGAAGCUUUCGUCCAGACAGACCUGCUGCAACAGUCUGCAGGCCUUCCUCUCUGGGCCUCUGGUGCCUGUGUCAUCGCGGCCGCGGUGUCACCAACCAGCAUUGUGGUGGCAAACUGUGGUGACUGCAGAUGUGUGCUGGCGGAACAGGGAACCGCACGGGAUCUCUCCUCCGACCACAACGUCCAAAGUGCGACGCAGGAGGAGCUCCGGAGGGUGCUUGCGGCAGGUGGCAGCCUCACUCCGGAUAAGCGCGUCACAACCGGAGGUGCUCCUGGACGGCUCGCGACAACGCGUUCGCUGGGGGACUACUGGGCAAAGCCACAGGGACCUGCGGAAGGCCACAUCAUCUCCGGCCUUCCUGAAAUCCAGACGAUAGUGCGACGUCCUGGGCAGCAAUAUCUGCUCAUGGCGUCAGACGGCAUCUUCGGAUUUAUGUCAUCUCAAGAAGUCGUCUCCAUGUGCCUGUCGCGAGCCCAGCAGCUGCCCUCGUCGCCGCUGUCGGCAGUGAGCCAUGCGCUGGUCUGCGCGGCUGUGGCACGUCGCAGUGACGACAACUGCACUUGCCUUGUUGUGGACCUAUCGCGUGUUGAGCUGUCCAGCGUGCCCGAGCAAGGGAAGCGGCAGCGGCCUCCGGUCUUGGAGGUGCCUGGCCCUGACCUAGCCGAGCAAGUUCCGUAUUGGAAGCACAAGCCAGAUGAUUAUCGCCGGAAUGGCGAUGUGCAGCAUGCCAGGUUUGGUCACUCUCUGCCCACCGCCGAGAAGUCCACUCCAGAAAAUGCGCAUCGCACGAGGCAUGCAGAAGGGCCGCGCGAGGACUCAGAAAAGACGUCGCUGCCUCCAUCAUCUCCGGCCACAGCCGACGAGGUUUGCUGGUGCCCGUGGUGUUGUGGCAUGAGCCAGGAAGGGAAGCCGGAGAACCUCAUCCUGGGAUCCUUCGAGAGGUGGAGGUUGCACAUGCAUGAGCAUCACUUUGACAAACUCGGGCUCGCCUACGCGGCCGACGAGAUCGUUCCCUGCUACUGGUGUUGCAGACCGUGCGUCACCAAGAAGGGCCAGCUCAAGAGCGGGAACCGCUUGCCCUUCUGGGGAUCCCACGAGCGUGUCUGCAGAGAGAAUCCGAGCAAGCCCGUACUCCCCGGCCAGGCUCGCAGCUCCGAGGGGUCGCAGACCUCCAGCGGGGAGUGGCACUGGGGAAGGAGCCAGGCCCGGAGACCGGGCCCCCGAAAAGACACCAGCGGCGUGGGUGCGACGUCUCCUUCUCUGGCGUACCGCGAUCUACGGGACUCGUACGACCUCCGGGAGCUGCGCCAGUCUCUGCCGGGUGCGGCUAUCGGAGGUGAUGAAAUUGGGCGGAUGGGCUAUGAUGCACGCCGUCCACCUCAUCUGCCGAAAGGCAGUGCAGAGCACCUCAGCGAGCGUCGUGCGCCGCGGCCCAUGGAGGCCCGCCGUGCCACUGCGGCGACUGAGAGAGCAGAUGCCGAAGAGGUGGUGUCUGCUAAUCCGGUGCAAGGACCCAGAAGAAGUCAUGUCAGACCCAGGCGUGCUCUCUGA
This is a messenger RNA of Symbiodinium sp. CCMP2456, 1809 nucleotides long. Lineage: Eukaryota; Dinophyceae; Suessiales; Symbiodiniaceae. The record is from the annotation of a GenBank genome assembly.